UGAACCCCAUGAUGUGAGUGCUUGUCUCCAGCUCAGCUCCAAAUGUGCUUGACCAUGGAUCCUGCUGAUCUGGCCCCCAACUGUUGUGGUGAUGUCCCAGCCUGGCCUCUGACCUGCCUUGUUGCUGUGGAUGUGCCUCACAGACUGGGACUGGAUCUGUGGCUGCCUGUGUAUCAUGAAGCUUGCUGCUUAACAACAGAAAUAAAGCACUCAUCAGACAGAAGCGAUGCGUCAGUGCAAAGUGGAAUUCUCAGGACUAAAGUUUAUGCGAGGCAACAACAAAAUCCACUGUGCCAUUCUCUUGGGCAACAAAGGGGGAAAAAAUCCCACCGUGUUAGCGUCUGUCAGGAUGAGUGCCAUCUUACAUCACAAAACUGCUGAUGGUGGAACAGCCUGGGCGCCGUGCACAGAAAGCUCACAGGUCACAUUUAGGUCAUCUUGUAGAACCUUCCAAGAAAGUGAGGGAAAUAGUAGGAAAACAAUGUUUAAUAGAAGUAACUUCACUACACAGUUGGACUGAAACAGGAACGGGUUCUCUGAAGCCAUGUGGUUAUGAUAUCGUUGAGAUUCCAUAAUGCCUCCUGCCGUGACAGACAGCCUUGACAUCUGGGCAGUGGAUUCACAGAUUGGUGCUGAUGGCUCAAUAUCUGUGGACUUCCUAUUGCCCACUGGAAUCUACAUCAACCUGGAUGUCCCUCGAGAUGCCACCAUAUCUCAUAUUAAACAGCUGUUAUGGAAGCAGGCACAUAGCUAUCCGCUCUUCCAUCUCCUUAUGGAGAUUGACUCUUACAUGUUCUCCUGUGUGAAUCAAACUGCUGUACAUGAAGAAUUAGAGGAUGAAACACGAAGACUUUGUGAUGUUAGACCCUUUCUUCCUGUCCUUAAACUAGUGACAAGGAAUUGUGAUCCAGGAGAAAAGUUGGAUUCCAAAAUAGGUGUCCUCAUAGGCAAAGGUCUCCAUGAGUUCGAUGCCUUACAAGAUCCUGAAGUGAAGGACUUCCGAGCUAAAAUGCGGAGAAUCAGUGAGGAAAAAAUUCAGUCACUUGUGGGUCUUUCCUGGAUGGACUGGUUAAAGCACACUUACCCACCUGAACAGGAACCUGUUAUCCCAGAGAACUUCCAAGAUAAGCUGUACAGUGGAAAUCUUGUAGUGGCCAUUCAUUUUGAUAACUGCCAGGAUGUAUUUAGUUUUCAGGUAUCUCCUAACAUGAAUCCCAUCAAGUUGAACGAGCUGGCAAUCCGAAAACGUUUGACUAUCCAUGGAAAAGAAGAUGAGGAAAUUGACCCUGCUGAUUAUGUGCUGCAAGUUAGUGGGAGGCUAGAGUACGUUUUUGGUGAUCACCCAUUAAUUCAGUUUCAGUAUAUACGCAACUGUGUGAUGAACAGGACUCUUCCUCAGCUGACUCUAGUUGAAUGUUGUACCAUAAAGAAAAUGUGUGAGCAGGAGAUGAUUGCCAUAGAAGCUGCCAUAAACCGAAAAUCAUCCAACCUUCCUCUUCCUCUGCCACCAAAAAAAACAAGAACAACAACUAGCGUAUGGGAUGUUUGCAGCCCUUUCAAGAUUACUCUGUUAAAGGGUAAUAAACUAAAUACAGAAGAAAAUGCCAAAGUUCAUGUUAGGGCUGGUAUAUUCCAUGGUACAGAGCUCCUUUGUAAAACAAUUGUAAGCACAGAAAUAUCUGGGAGAAGUGACCACGUUUGGAAUGAAGUACUAGAGUUUGAAAUAAAUGUCUGUGAUCUACCCAGAAUGGCAAGGCUAUGUUUUGCAGUUUAUGCUGUGAUGGAUAAGAUGAAAACUAAAAAGUCAACUAAGGCAAUGAAUCCCUCCAAAUACCAAACCAUUAGGAAAGCAGGAAAAGUGCACUAUCCUGUAGCCUGGGUAAAUACCAUGGUAUUUGAUUAUAAAGGACAACUGAAGAAUGGAGAAUUUGUACUGCACAGUUGGUCAUCAUUUCCUGAUGAACUUGAAGAAAUGUUAAAUCCAAUGGGAACUGUCCAGACUAACCCUUACAUUGAAAAUGCAACAGCUUUGCACAUUAGAUUUCAAGAAUAUUCAAAACAGCCUAUUAAUUACCCUCCCUUUGAUAAGAUACUUGAAAAGGCAGCUGAGAUUGCGAGAAGCAGUGACAAUGCUGCAAUGGCGGGUCGAGGUGGUAAGAAGUUUUAUAUUGUGCUAAAAGAAAUAAUGGAAAGAGAUCCUUUAUCUCAGCUCUGUGAAAAUGAAAUGGAUCUUAUUUGGACUUUGCGAUAUGACUGUCGUGAAAAUUUUCCACAAUCAUUGCCAAAACUGCUGCUGUCUUUAAAAUGGAACAAACUUGAAGAUGUUGCUCAGCUUCAGGCUCUCCUUCAGAUAUGGCCCAAGCUGCUGCCUAGAGAAGCAUUAGAAUUAUUGGAUUUCAAUUAUCCAGACCAGUACGUGAGAGAAUAUGCAGUGGGAUGUUUAAAGCAAAUGAGCGAUGAAGAGCUCUCUCAGUAUCUUCUUCAACUUGUGCAAGUCCUGAAAUAUGAACCUUUUCUUGAUUGUGCUCUCUCCAGAUUUCUAUUAGAGAGAGCACUUGCUAAUAGGAGAAUAGGACAGAUGUUGUUUUGGCAUCUAAGGUCAGAGGUUCACAUACCUGCUGUUUCAAUACAGUUUGGUUUGAUACUUGAAGCUUACUGCCGAGGAAGUGUUGCUCACAUGAAAGUGCUUGCUAAACAGGUGGAAGCCCUUAAUAAAAUGAAGACUUUAAACAGCUUAAUUAAGCUGAAUGCCAUGAAACAAAGCAAAGCAAAAGGAAAAGAUGCAAUGCACACGUGUUUGAAACAAAAUGCUUACAGAGAAGCGCUUUCUGACCUCCAGUCUCCUCUGAAUCCUUCUGUUAUACUUUCAGAACUACACGUUGAGAAGUGUAGAUACAUGGAUUCUAAAAUGAAGCCUCUAUGGAUAGUAUACAACAAUAAAAUGUUUGGAGGAGAUCUUGUAGGGAUCAUCUUUAAAAAUGGUGAUGAUCUCCGGCAGGACAUGUUGACACUCCAGAUUUUGCGUUUGAUGGACAUACUUUGGAAAGAAGCUGGCCUGGAUCUCCGGAUAUUGCCCUAUGGCUGUUUAGCAACUGGAGAUCACUCUGGCCUUAUUGAAGCUGUUUCUAGUUCAGAAACCAUUGCUGAUAUUCAGUUAAAUAGUAGCAACGUUGCUGCUGCUGCUGCCUUCAACAAAGACGCUCUCUUAAACUGGCUGAAGGAAUACAAUUUAGGAGAUGACUUGGAUCGAGCCAUUGAAGAAUUUACUCUGUCUUGUGCUGGCUACUGUGUAGCUACUUACGUGUUGGGGAUUGGUGACAGACACAGUGACAAUAUCAUGGUCAGAAAAAAUGGCCAGCUCUUCCACAUAGAUUUUGGGCAUAUUCUUGGGAACUUCAAAUCCAAGUUUGGAAUUAAAAGGGAACGGGUACCUUUCAUACUCACCUAUGAUUUCAUUCAUGUUAUACAACAAGGAAAAACAGGGAACACGGAAAAAUUUGGUCGGUUCCGCCAGUAUUGUGAAGAAGCAUACUUGAUUCUACGAAAACAUGGAAACCUAUUUAUAACACUCUUUGCACUGAUGUUAACUGCAGGGCUUCCAGAGCUAACUUCUGUCAAGGACAUCCAGUAUCUCAAGGACUCUCUUGCCUUAGGGAAGAGUGAGGAAGAGGCACUAAAGCAAUUUAAGCAAAAGUUUGAUGAAGCACUCCGGGAAAGUUGGACUACUAAAGUGAACUGGAUGGCUCACACUGUCCGAAAAGAUUACAGAUCCUAGAAGAUUUCUGGAUUUGCACUAAGAUGAAUGUUACCUUGAUAAGUGUUUUUUAAAUGGGAUCUGUAGUAUGGACCAACAAAACUUUAUUUAAAUAAGAAAGGAAACAAGGCAACAACAAAAAGAAAUGGGCUGAAAUAAUUUCUGAUUCUUUUGCACUCUGCUUCUGAAUGCUUGAUCCCAAGACUGUCUCUACAAAUAGUGAACAACAUGGAUAAUCAGUUCCUGCUGAUUUUGCACGCUGAGAGCUACUAGGCAUUUUUAAAUAUUCUUUGGUACUUUAUGGAGGUGUAAAUAUUUGUUUUAUAUGUUAGGGUAAUGUACUCUAACACACUUAGGAGGUUUGAAGACCUCUGACAGAACUGUUUUUUGUUUUAAAAUCAGGACUUGAAGAGUAAAUUUUUGUUGAUAUUCUAAUCUAGCUAAAAAUGACCAUGUGUAUAUUUUUCAUGUGAAUUCUGCCAUAGUGGCACAGAUGCAUUAAUUCUACUGUAAAUAGCAACCACAGUAUCAUUGUACUACAGGGAGCUGCUUAAUGUCUUAUACUGCUGCCGAAAGAAGAGUAGACAGGCAUUUGUAAUACAGGGGGAGGAGGUGGUGAUAAAAGGGGAGACACCUCUGAAAAUGAUGCAGCAUCCAAAUGUUCAGGGUUGCGCAGUUUUCUUCCCCUGACAUAAUACACACAAAAGUAGUCCUUCAGUAAGAGAAGGCUGGGCCAAUUCCAAACAUGUCUGAAAAUCUCCCCUUGAUAAUGGUCUCCCAUUCAGCCUCUAGGGUUUUGUUUUCAGCUCCUUAGAAGAAGAAUUUAUUUUGGGUUCAACAAGAAAUUCCUUACAGCCAUAUAUAGAAAUUCUUAUCCUCAGAUUACGUGUGCCAUGCAAAUGUACUGACUUAUAAACAAGUAUGGAAAAUUUUCAUUAAAUAUAGUACAGUGAUUUUUAGAGCAUACAAACCAAAAACCACAAUGCUUUGGAAAGCAAGUGUUUUUGAGAAAAGAUCAUUCCAUAAAACACCAAUGAAAAUCAUUAAUAUUUUCUUUCUGUAUUUAUUAAAAGCUUGCAGUAAUGUUGCUUUGCCGAGAUAUCUGUGUUGAAGAUGGUUACUGAAGAAACUGGAUAUGUUUUAAUUUAUUUAGUGAGGUACCAGGCUUUUAGGUGCUUAAAUGGAGAGCAAAUUUGUUACGUGCAAUAGGAACUGCUGGUUAAAAGAUGUAACAUACUGUUUCUGAACAUCAGCAAGGUAGACUUUAACUACUGCUUGUUCUCCAAAGAACACUGGUAGCUCUCAAUUCCUGUUGACAUUUGAAAGAGAAUUAAACAUAUAUAUUUACUUUUUGACUAAACAGUUUUUUUGCAUAGAAAUGUUGUUUUAUGUAGGAAUUUAAUUAAAGGUGGUUUUACUUUGUUGA
Oxyura jamaicensis (ruddy duck) is the source of this 5180-nucleotide messenger RNA. It is a transcript of the gene PIK3CB, whose product is annotated as phosphatidylinositol-4,5-bisphosphate 3-kinase catalytic subunit beta. The transcript has 26 exons. Gene Ontology annotation, molecular function: 1-phosphatidylinositol-3-kinase activity; 1-phosphatidylinositol-4-phosphate 3-kinase activity. The coding region runs from base 575 to 3775 and encodes 1066 amino acids. Lineage: Eukaryota; Metazoa; Chordata; Aves; Anseriformes; Anatidae. Gene Ontology annotation, biological process: cell migration; phosphatidylinositol 3-kinase/protein kinase B signal transduction; phosphatidylinositol-mediated signaling. The record is from RefSeq and is a predicted model, not a curated record. Gene Ontology annotation, cellular component: phosphatidylinositol 3-kinase complex; plasma membrane; cytoplasm.